UCGAACGCGGUCCGAACACAACAUCGGCAAAAAACCGCUUGACCUCACCAGCGUAUAAGAGUACACCAUUCGGCGCGUACUGCGUCAACUGUCUCCGGGCCACGUUCACCCUCGACAUCGCGUACGGCAUCCGCUUCACUGCAUGCGUUGUUGCCCUCUGUAUUCGUUGAAGCAUCAAGAAGGUGUCGUCCUUGUUACUGCUUCGCACAUCUACUCGAGUUGGUCCUCCUGCCGGAAUAUUGGGCUGCCUUGAGAACGUCCUCGAACUUGACCGGUACCUACGAAGUUCGUUUAAUCUGCCAUGGUCACGCUUGAUGGCGAAUAUCGUAUUGCUGUGCUACAUCAAGCUGCGCCAACUCCAGCCAUUGGAGGGGUGUUGAAGCCGGUUAAGCCGGGCGGCUAUAAGGAUAGCUCUGCUGACCUUGCGUAUGCCUUGCAUCUGGAAUCGCAGGACGCGUGCACACCGUCAAUCAAGUUGAUCACCCCCUCAUCUUCCCCCGAUCCAUCUAAGGACGCCGACUGGUCGUUCGGCGACUACAAGGAGACUAUCCUUGAAGUGAUCGAGAAACAUGGAGCCAACGUAUUAUGGGCGAACACCAACGUGCAUUCUGCACACGCCCUAUUGGACAUUGCGAAACAGCAUCCGGACAUCCUCAUGGUUGGGCAAGAUCCGCGCCAUGUCGACAAUUAUGACGACAAAGCUUGGGUAAACCGCUGGUUACAGUCGCAUGCUGGCCUAGAAGGCACGUUUCCCCAGACAUGGAUCGUUCCCCGCGACACUCCCGAGGUCCUUGCAUCCAUCCCGCUUCCUGUCAUAAUCAAACCUGUUCGAGGUCGAGGUUCUCAAGGCGUUGCGUAUUGCCGGACUUCGAAUGAAUUGGAACAGAGGGCGAAGAAACUCUGGGAAACGGGAAGCCGCGUGGUAAUCGAAGAGUUUUGCUCCGGCGAGGAAGUCACUAUCACAGUUCUACCGCCUGGGACCUACGAUCCUCCUGUUGGAGUCAAGGACAAGCAUUGGGCAUUGCCCGUUGUUCGGCGUUUUGAUCAUACGGAUGGCAUUAUGCCUUAUAGCGGCGGUGUCCCGGUCACCGCGAAUUCUACCCUCGUCCCGUUGGAAGAAGCUUCUGUUGAUCCUGAAUACGCACGCCUGCAGAAACGCUGCGAACUUGUGGGCCAAGCUCUCGGAACGCUCGCCACCAUACGAAUCGAUGCUAGAAGGCGAGGCCAAACGGCGUCUGGGAUGGAUAGAGAGUUCGCCCUCUUCGAUACGAAUAUGAAACCGAACAUCACUGGACCGGGAAGACCAGGACGAGAUGAUCAAGCCGCAUUGACCGUCCUUGCCGCUGGAGGACUCGGGUGGUCAUACCGCGACCUGGUGCGCAAUAUGCUGCGCCAGGCGGUAAAGCUUCGAUGCCUUCUAUAAUCGCCUCAUCAAACCAUCGGCUUCAGUAGAUCAGUUGAAUGAUAUUCAUGAGGGAGCGUUUAGCUUGAAGCGCGAGGGAAGUGACUGAUGACGUGACAUUUCGUGACAGACGCGUUCGUUGCAGUAGUAAUAUUACGUAGUAUGUACAUAAUAAGUAACAGUUAC
Punctularia strigosozonata HHB-11173 SS5 is the source of this 1588-nucleotide messenger RNA. RefSeq lists its product as uncharacterized. The record is from RefSeq and is a predicted model, not a curated record. Lineage: Eukaryota; Fungi; Basidiomycota; Agaricomycetes; Corticiales; Punctulariaceae. Gene Ontology annotation, molecular function: metal ion binding; D-alanine-D-alanine ligase activity; ATP binding. Gene Ontology annotation, biological process: peptidoglycan biosynthetic process. The transcript is spliced from 4 exons. Bases 302 to 1423 code for a protein of 373 amino acids.